Molecule: messenger RNA, 4807 nt
Organism: Bufo gargarizans (Asiatic toad)
Lineage: Eukaryota; Metazoa; Chordata; Amphibia; Anura; Bufonidae
Gene: NLGN1
Product: neuroligin 1
Exons: 7
Coding region: 641-3163 (840 amino acids)
Biological process (GO): neuron cell-cell adhesion; chemical synaptic transmission; presynaptic membrane assembly
Cellular component (GO): postsynaptic specialization membrane; synapse; cell surface
Molecular function (GO): signaling receptor activity; neurexin family protein binding
Source: RefSeq, a predicted model, not a curated record
GGACGGGAUCCGGAGGAGAACCAGGAAAAUCCCCGCUUCACUGAGCACUGCCGCCAGACCUGGGAGCCGGGAGCCCGGGCCAGUACUCCGCCGAGAGCAGCCGCCUUCGCCGGGCUGAAGACACUGACAGCCAUGGAUAAGCCCCCGUCCACACACAUACGCUGCGCCUGAAUGUCUCCGCUCUGUGGCUGGGGCUUCCAGGGAGUCGUGGCGCCCAGAUGAUGCUGAUACUGGAGAAGACGGGGCAGAGUGAGGGAGGCUGCAGGAGACGGAGCGGGGCUUCUCCCUGAGCUCGGAGGCAUGAAGCCGGCGCCUUCACACUGCGGAGCCGCGGCUGCAGGAGCUGGAAAUAGACCUACGGCUAACUGGAUUUGAUUUAUAAGAAGGCAAUGUGCAGUAAAUGGCAGUUCUUCUGAUAUUGCUACUAUGGAAAACAGUAUUGUCAAUAGAAUGUAGCCUGAUAAAUAGUGCUUAGUGAAGAUGCUGCUUCAGUGAGUGCGAAAUCAAUGGAAGAUUCUUACUGCGUGAAAACCCUUCUGAGAUUUUCCUGGCAGGAUCACAUUUAACAAACCUGAUACAUUUCCUUCGAUUCGAAGUGGAUACAAAUAAUAUUGCUUUCCUUUGCAACUAAUGUGGGACUAUGGCAUUUCCAAAGUCCAUUCGGCUGAACUGUUUAUGGAGAAUUGCAAGGUUGCGCCUACCUAUGGGAUUAGAUGUCAUGUUUCCUUUAUGCAUAUUUGGAUUUUUGCUUCACAUUACAACCGUAUACUCACAAAAACUGGAUGAUGUGGACCCAAUAGUUGCAACGACUUAUGGCAAAGUACGAGGCAUUAAGAAGGAACUAAAUAAUGAAAUACUAGGGCCUGUUAUUCAGUUCCUUGGUGUUCCUUAUGCUGCUCCUCCAGUAGGGGAGCACCGUUUCCAGCCACCAGAGCCUCCAACAACCUGGGGAGAUAUAAGAAAUUCCACCCAGUUUGCACCGGUCUGUCCCCAAAACAUUGUAGGAGGCAGGCUUCCUGAAGUUAUGCUUCCUGUUUGGUUCUCCAACAAUCUGGAUGUAGUUUCUUCCUACGUGCAAGACCAGAAUGAGGACUGCCUGUAUUUAAAUAUAUAUGUUCCAACUGAGGAUGGUCCCCUUACAAAGAAACAGACAGAUGAUUUAGGUGAUAAUGAAGGUGCUGAAGAUGAAGACAUCAGAGAUAGUGGAGGUCCCAAGCCUGUGAUGGUCUAUAUUCAUGGUGGUUCCUAUAUGGAAGGCACUGGUAAUUUGUUUGAUGGAAGUGUCCUAGCAAGUUAUGGAAAUGUUAUAGUCAUCACCGUAAACUAUCGCCUUGGGGUGCUUGGUUUCCUGAGCACCGGUGAUCAAGCAGCAAAGGGAAACUAUGGCCUUCUUGAUCUCAUUCAAGCCUUACGUUGGACUAGUGAGAACAUUGGAUUCUUUGGUGGUGAUCCUUUAAGAAUAACAGUUUUUGGAUCUGGUGCAGGUGCAUCAUGUGUCAAUCUGUUGACUUUGUCCCAUUAUUCAGAAGGUAACCGUUGGAGCAAUUCAACCAAAGGUCUUUUUCAAAGGGCAAUUGCACAAAGUGGAACUGCCCUGUCCAGUUGGGCAGUUAGCUUUCAGCCUGCCAAAUAUGCCCGGAUUUUAGCAACUAAAGUUGGAUGCAACAUGACUGAUACUGUAGAACUUAUAGAAUGUCUACAGAAAAAGCCUUAUAGAGAACUUGUGGACCAAGACAUACAGCCAGCAAGGUAUCACAUAGCCUUUGGACCAGUAAUAGAUGGUGAUGUAAUUCCUGAUGAUCCUCAGAUUCUAAUGGAACAAGGCGAGUUUCUUAAUUAUGAUAUCAUGUUGGGUGUGAACCAAGGAGAAGGACUGAAAUUCGUGGAAAGUAUUGUAGACCAUGAGGAUGGCAUCUCUGCGAGUGACUUUGACUUUGCAGUUUCCAAUUUUGUUGAUAACUUAUAUGGAUAUACAGAAGGAAAGGAUAUAAUGAGGGAAACAAUCAAAUUUAUGUAUACCGAUUGGGCAGAUCGACAUAAUCCUGAAACGAGAAGGAAAACAUUGUUGGCGUUAUUCACUGACCAUCAGUGGGUUGCACCAGCGGUUGCAACUGCAGAUCUGCACUCAAACUUUGGUUCUCCUACAUAUUUUUAUGCCUUUUACCAUCAUUGCCAAUCAGAUCAAGUGCCUGCUUGGGCAGAUGCAUCCCAUGGGGAUGAGGUUCCGUAUGUAUUUGGAAUUCCUAUGAUUGGACCUACAGAGUUAUUCCCAUGUAAUUUCUCCAAAAAUGAUGUCAUGCUAAGUGCAGUAGUAAUGACAUAUUGGACAAAUUUUGCUAAAACUGGGGACCCAAAUCAACCCGUUCCACAAGACACAAAAUUCAUCCACACAAAGCCAAAUCGUUUUGAAGAAGUUGCGUGGACUAGAUAUUCACAAAAGGACCAACUUUAUCUCCACAUUGGAUUAAAACCCAGAGUUAAGGAACAUUAUAGGGCUAAUAAAGUAAACCUUUGGCUAGAACUUGUUCCACAUCUUCAUGUGAUUAAUGACCUCACCACAACUAAAGGGCCAUCUACAGAUAUCACUUCUAGACCAACAAGGAAAAUCCUUGUACCUGUAACUUCAGCCUUUCCGACAAUUAAUGAAGAUAACUUCAAACAACAGCCUAGUCCAUUUUCAUUGGAAAGAGACUAUUCUACUGAGUUAAGCGUCACUAUUGCUGUUGGAGCAUCUCUACUUUUCCUUAAUAUUUUGGCAUUUGCUGCAUUAUAUUACAAAAAGGAUAAAAGGAGACAUGAUGUGCAUAGGAGAUGUAGUCCUCAGCGCAACACUACAAAUGACAUAGCCCAUGCACAAGAAGAAGAAAUUAUGUCUCUGCAAAUGAAGCACACAGACUUGGACCAUGAAUGUGAAUCUAUCCAUCCCCACGAGGUUGUUCUUCGAAAUGCCUGUCCUCCAGACUACACUCUAGCAAUGCGAAGAUCCCCAGAUGAUAUUCCCCUAAUGACCCCUAAUACUAUAACAAUGAUUCCUAACACUAUACCAGGGAUUCAGCCCAUACAUGCCUUCAAUACUUAUACUGCAGGACAAAAUAACACACUUCCUCAUCCCCAUCCACACCCACAUCCGCAUCCACAUUCACAUUCUACAACCAGAGUAUAGCCAGACUAAAUGGAAUACAGACUUUAUUUUUGAUGUAUUACAGUAGUUGACCUUAUUGGAAACUUAUUGGAUUUUCAACCCCACAGAACUUGCUUUAUUUAAAGAUGGAGGAUUACAAUGUGCAUACUGCACAUACAUAUCAAAAACAUUUGGAAAUUUUGGGAAAAAAAUGUAAAUAAUCAAAAUGGACAACAGCAGCAAUUGAAAUAAUUGUUGUGAAUGAUAGUGUUUUUUAAUUCAUAUUCAACUUUUUUUAGGUUUUAAGUUACAAAUUGGCUUUAGGCAUGUGCUACAAAAAAGAGAGGACAAAGACUUAAAAUGUAUUUAUAUGCACAAGGGACUCACACAUGGAAUGUCUGAUAAUUUUCACCCCCCCCCCCUUUUUUUUUUUUUUAACUGUUUUAUUGUGUAGAUCAUAUAUAUAAGUGCACAAAGCACCAAUGCUGUUAAGGCCUCAUCUCGGGGCCCCAUUCUGUAAACUGCCAAUAGAACAAAAGAGGUUUCAAGUCCUGGCAAGUAUAACAUUAUCACUUAAGUGCUGUCACUAUCAAUUGUGAAAUAAAGGAAACUGGAUCUUUUUAGCACGAAGUGCAUGAUAAUUUGUAUGCUUGGUGGCUGUGCUGCUGAUUAAGCCACAAUUAAAAUUGUUCUCAUCCCAUUAAACUUUUUUUUUUUUCAUGAAAGAAUAUGACAUCAAUUGGCAAACCUUAAGAUUAUAUUUUUUUAAAGGGAGCUUUGAAAGUUUUUAAUUCCAGUAUUAUAUUGUCCUUGGUUCUAAUUUGAGAUAGAAAUAAAAGGUGCAUAAUUUAGGUUAGAAAUAGAUUGAGAAACACUUACUGGUGUGAAUCCAAAGGAUAUAUGUAUUUAAAGAUAUAUUACAUGCUUGUUCAGUCUAAACAAUUUUAGGUUUUAUGGUAAAUGAUGCAUUUUAUUUGGUAGAGUUGAGAUCUGAUGCAAUUGAUAAUAAUGGUAAGUAACAAUGCGUCCAAAGAAAACUUGAGUAAUUGUCCCACUACUGAUAUAUUUUUUAACAGGUUUUUCAUGUUGCAUGUCCAUGUGUUAAAAAUUUAAAAAUUUUCGUUGCCACUGUAAAUUUAUUUUAUAUUGAUGUUACCUCACAGCAGUAUAUAAGUAAAAUGUAUACAUAUGUAGAUACCAAGGAUACACUAUAACGAAGGGUGCCAACAAAAUUUAUAAACCCAGUUCUGCCUCUGAAAUUUUAUACUAAUAUUAUCCAAACACAAAAAUAUGACUUUCCCUCUUGUCUAUCAGGAAGGUAUUUAUCACAGUCUUUUCAAGGUGUUUGUAUAUGUAUCAGAUGUACAUUUAUAUGGAAAAUGAUAGAGGUGGACUUAAGAGCACAUCAAUAAGAAAUAAUUUCUCUCUUACCUGUAUAUUUCUAUUAGACAACAGUUAACGUGUUUUUCUUUUUCUUUUCUUUCUUUCUUUCUUUUUUUUUUACAUUUCCAAAAUUAGUAAUUUUGAUAGUUUGUAAGAUAAUGCAAAUAUGUUUCUCUGACAAACUAACUGCAGUAACUUUCUUUUCAGUUACUCUUUUUCAAAAAUAAAAGCUUAUUACACACAAACUUGUAUAUUAAUGGAAAUUACUUUGUACUUCUUGACCAAAAUUCUGGUCACUGAGUG